This is a messenger RNA of Homo sapiens (human), 9225 nucleotides long. RefSeq names its product diacylglycerol kinase epsilon (gene DGKE). The record is from RefSeq and is a predicted model, not a curated record. NCBI's taxonomy places the organism in Eukaryota, Metazoa, Chordata, Mammalia, Primates, Hominidae. The coding region runs from base 320 to 2449 and encodes 709 amino acids. The transcript has 12 exons. Gene Ontology annotation, molecular function: kinase activity; ATP-dependent diacylglycerol kinase activity. Gene Ontology annotation, cellular component: cytoplasm; glutamatergic synapse; membrane. Gene Ontology annotation, biological process: glycerolipid metabolic process; modulation of chemical synaptic transmission; phospholipase C-activating G protein-coupled receptor signaling pathway.
AAGCGUUUCCCCCGCCCGGCUUCAUCCCUGCUGGCGGCCCAGCGUCGUUCUCCUCCUGCGCGAGGCGGCCAAGGCCUGCUGGCCCGGAGCCGCGCCUCCACCCGCGCGAGGUAGGGCUUCGAGGACCGGCGCGGCGCAGGUCUCCGGAGGCCUCCCGAGAGGGGCUAGGGUCGCCGGGCCGCGCGUGGGAGCGGGUGGGGCCCGGGAGGAGACGGCGCCCCGGAGGGGAGUGCGAGGCCUGGGCCGACGGUUACGGGCGCCGACCGGCGUUGCCUGGCCUGAACGCCCGGCCUUUCGGUGGAGGGCAGCUUGCCCCUGUAUGUUGCGCCCUUCCGUGGGUCAGACCGGCGGCAAGGUAUCGUCCUUGGAGAAGAUGGAAGCGGAGAGGCGGCCGGCGCCGGGCUCGCCCUCCGAGGGCCUGUUUGCGGACGGGCACCUGAUCUUGUGGACGCUGUGCUCGGUCCUGCUGCCGGUGUUCAUCACCUUCUGGUGUAGCCUCCAGCGGUCGCGCCGGCAGCUGCACCGCAGGGACAUCUUCCGCAAGAGCAAGCACGGGUGGCGCGACACGGACCUGUUCAGCCAGCCCACCUACUGCUGCGUGUGCGCGCAGCACAUUCUGCAGGGCGCCUUCUGCGACUGCUGCGGGCUCCGCGUGGACGAGGGCUGCCUCAGGAAGGCCGACAAGCGCUUCCAGUGCAAGGAGAUUAUGCUCAAGAAUGACACCAAGGUCCUGGACGCCAUGCCCCACCACUGGAUCCGGGGCAACGUGCCCCUGUGCAGUUACUGUAUGGUUUGCAAGCAGCAGUGUGGCUGUCAACCCAAGCUUUGCGAUUACAGGUGCAUUUGGUGCCAGAAAACAGUACAUGAUGAGUGCAUGAAAAAUAGUUUAAAGAAUGAAAAAUGUGAUUUUGGAGAAUUCAAAAACCUAAUCAUUCCACCAAGUUAUUUAACAUCCAUUAAUCAGAUGCGUAAAGACAAAAAAACAGAUUAUGAAGUGCUAGCCUCUAAGCUUGGAAAGCAGUGGACCCCAUUAAUAAUCCUGGCCAACUCUCGUAGUGGAACUAAUAUGGGAGAAGGACUGUUGGGAGAAUUUAGGAUCUUGUUGAAUCCAGUCCAGGUUUUUGAUGUAACUAAAACUCCUCCUAUCAAAGCCCUACAACUCUGUACUCUUCUCCCAUAUUAUUCAGCUCGAGUACUUGUUUGUGGAGGGGAUGGGACUGUAGGGUGGGUCCUGGAUGCAGUUGAUGACAUGAAGAUUAAGGUAUUAGUCUUUAAGAACUACUACAGAAGGACUUCUAAGAUAAAUAUACUAUACAUAUAUAUAUAUAUAUGGGUUUUGUUGUUGUUUUGUUGUUGUUGUUGUUUUUUCUUGAGAUACAGUCUCGCACUGUCACCCAGGCUGGAGUGCAGCGGCGCAGACACAGCUAACUGCAACCUCCAUUUCUCAGGUUCAAGCCAUCCUCCCACCUCAGCCUACAAAGUUGCUGAGACUAUAGGUGUGCGCUACCAUGCCUGGCUAAUUUUUGUAUUUUUUGUAGAGACAGGGUUUCACCAUGUUGCCUGGGCUGCUGUCAAACUCCUGGGCUCAAGCGAUCCUCCCACCUUGGCCUCCCAAAGUGCUGGGAUUACAUGGGGACAAGAAAAGUACAUUCCACAAGUUGCAGUUUUGCCUCUGGGAACAGGCAACGAUCUAUCCAAUACAUUGGGUUGGGGUACAGGUUAUGCUGGAGAAAUUCCAGUUGCGCAGGUUUUGCGAAAUGUAAUGGAAGCAGAUGGAAUUAAACUAGAUCGAUGGAAAGUUCAAGUAACAAAUAAAGGAUACUACAACUUAAGAAAACCCAAGGAAUUCACAAUGAACAACUAUUUUUCUGUUGGACCUGAUGCUCUCAUGGCUCUCAAUUUUCAUGCUCAUCGUGAGAAGGCACCAUCUCUGUUUUCUAGCAGAAUUCUUAAUAAGGCGGUUUACUUAUUCUAUGGAACCAAAGAUUGUUUAGUGCAAGAAUGUAAAGAUUUGAAUAAAAAAGUUGAGCUAGAACUGGAUGGUGAGCGAGUAGCACUGCCCAGCUUGGAAGGUAUUAUAGUUCUGAACAUCGGAUACUGGGGCGGUGGCUGCAGACUAUGGGAAGGGAUGGGGGACGAGACUUACCCUCUAGCCAGGCAUGACGAUGGUCUGCUGGAAGUCGUUGGAGUAUAUGGGUCUUUCCACUGUGCUCAGAUUCAAGUAAAACUGGCUAAUCCUUUUCGAAUAGGACAGGCACAUACAGUGAGGCUGAUUUUGAAGUGCUCCAUGAUGCCAAUGCAGGUGGAUGGGGAGCCUUGGGCCCAAGGGCCCUGCACUGUCACCAUAACUCACAAGACACAUGCAAUGAUGUUAUAUUUCUCUGGAGAACAAACAGAUGAUGACAUCUCUAGUACUUCGGAUCAAGAAGAUAUAAAGGCGACUGAAUAGAUGGAUGAGGGAGUGAAAACUUUGCAUAGAAUCCUCACGCAAGUAGAUACAUGUUCAUCCAAAAGUAUUAAUAGAAAUUCUCUAUCAGCUAUUCAGUCUUAAUUUCACUAGUAGUAUAAUGGGUAUACAUUUUUGUAAAUAGCAUCCCCAAACCAGCCAGCCUUCAGUUAUUUACAAAUGUUUGUUCUUUUUUCAGCAAAAUACUUCAAAUGAAUAGUAUUAACUUACAAAAAGUCACAAAAACUUACAUGAGAGUGAAAAUUUGUUAUGACUGUUUUGAGAGUGGGACUCACUCUGAAGUAUGUGCUGUCUCAUGUCUUAUUUUUGAACCAUGCAUAUGAUGGACACACAAUGGAUGGACACAUUAUAUCUCCAACAAGGUGUGGGUGGAAAGAUCAAAUUAACCUGCUUUUUUGAAAGGAAAUGAUUACUGUCAAACCAGCAUGGUUAAUUGUGAGCAUCCUCCUGCAGCAUGCCCCUUAAGAUUUUCUACAACCCAAACCAAGUGUAUGUAUUGAUUUCUAGGAACCCCCAAAAGGAGAAUAGUAAAAAAAGAUCAUACUUAAAAUUUGUAUUACAAUUUUUAUUUUAGGAACUUAUUCAGACACGUAAAUGUUGUUUAAUUCUGUAGGUAACCAUUUGAGCUGCAAUUCAGGAUCUUUUUUAUAACACCAGUGUAGCCAAAAGAGAAACAGAUAAGUGAAUUGGUAAGAAAUAAGAUUCAGAGCACUUGGGAUUGUAAGUUAUAGGUUCUGAGCUGAACUGUUUAUCAGCCGCUCUUUUUAUUAAAAGACAGUGUCAACACUUCAAAAAACGUGCUUAAAGGAGACAACGGUGAGAUUAAUUGCUUAGAAAAAGCUCAAGGCUGACUGAUAAGUUUUAAAAAUUUGGUGGUCUUGUAGUAUUUUGAAAUACAGUAGUCUUUUAACAGAAUUUCCCCUUAGGGAGGUAAGUGGACAGAAAUCUUUGCUAAAAUGUUUAUAUCAUAUUUAUUUUAAAAUGAGAGAGAUAUAUUUUUAAAUUAUUUAUUAUUUACCUUGUGGUAUGGUACCUGUGUUUAGUGUUUACGUUCUGUAGCUUUAUUUAAUAAGUUAAAUUGAUCACAUAAAUUCUGCUAGUCACAAUCAGAUAGAAAUUUAGUCUAUUAAUUAAAAUUCUAAUUUAAUUCUCCUGACAGAAAUCUAGAUAUUCUUAUUCUUCACAAAUAUUCCUCAUUGUAUUGAAAAAUGAAGGAGGGCAUGAAAAGCACUAGGGAACUACUUUUGGAUAACUGAAAGCUUUGUUUCAUUGUUUUAUUUGCCCCUCAAUUGCCACAAACUUACUGAAGGGCUAGUUUCAUGGUUCCCAUUAGAGGGUGCUUGUUCGCUGCUGUUGACCAGCCCAAGGGUCGUGACCCACAGGUCGGCUGACCCAGAGGGCAUCCAGCCUGGUGUUUUUCUGACACAUGGCCCAGGCUUUGUGGUCUUUCAUGACAUUAAUCUCUGAAAGAUCAGAAUGUAUCCCCCAAAAUACCAUUAGCUAUCUUUGAGGGUCUAUUAUGAAUCUGUCAUCCAUGAAUUGCCAUAAACCUAAGUUUGCCUCACCUCAGGCCCAGACCAUGUUUUCAAAGAGCAACUUAGUAAUGUAUACAGUAGUCAGUACAUUUUAUGAAAUACUCUAUUUUGCUAAAUUAACCUCUUGCAGAUCUCCUCAGGUGAUCUUAAAUUCUAGUCUUGAGAAACUUUGUGAGCAGAUCUGUUUUCAGCUUCUUUAUAUACCUUUCAUGGUAAGUAACCAUGGCAGUGAGGAUGGCAGAGUUUUGUUUUUUUUUUUUUUAAUGGGCCAAUCAUGUUCUGAGUAUUAUGAAGUUUAUCCUUUCAUUCAUGAUCAAAAUUGUUAAAGACAUCACAUUUUAUAAAUACACUGUUAAAUCCACUUUGCUGUAGGUUAUAGUUUACCUGUUAUAUAAUUCGUAGUGCUAAUUGUAGUAGAAGCAAAUCAAUUUAGGAUGUUGGAACGAAAAUAAUCACAAUAACUAAUACAGCUUUUUAAUUGUGAAAACUACAAUUAAAAAUUAUAAUUUUAAUACCAACCAUAAUAUUACACUGUAUUUAGAACAGGCUUAUGUAAAAUGCCCUCAUUUAUCUAAAUAAGUUGAUUUUUUGGUUAUUGUAAUCUAGUAAGGUUUUUGCAUCACUACUGGUCUGUCAUGAAGUUUUUCUGCUGGCUUAUUCACUUAUUUAGACUUCAUUUAGGGAAGCUAUUUCAGAAUACCAUCUCAUAAAAUGUAUCAUUAUCUUGUUUUUGCAAAAUUCACUUACUUUUUGGGCACAUUUACCCAGCAUUUCAAAUAAGUGUAUAGGCAUGUGCCUUGUUUAAGUACAAUUUAUAAGACUUCAUGUUUGCAAGUUACAUAUUAGGGUAGUGAUUGUUUAUAUUACCAGGGAUUCUACACUUUACCAAAAAAAAUUGCCAUAAGAUUUUCCUGUUCCAUUUUAAAUUGUCUUGAUAUUUAAAAAAAUAACUUCUACAUUCUCAGGAAGAAAUACAUGAAGUAAAUCAUAUCUCCAUGUCUGUUUCCAGAUUUCUCUAAUCUUUUUACUAUCCCAAUACAUUCCUAAUUCCUAUAAACGUAGUGGCUUAAAUACUGAAUACCUGGCAGCUCUUAAAGAUCCCUUAGGCAGAUGAUGAUAAUUUUCAGUGUUUCGUCAUGUUUAAUAGAAAUCAAACUGACUUGUGUUUUAAAAUACAAGUUGUCUGCUAGUAAAGUUACAUGAUUUAGGUGUGUUUUAGGUUUUCUGCAACAAUUAGCUGUGAACCCCUAAUGUAGCUAAGUUUAUACAAAUUUUAUAAUCAAAAUUAUUUAUUUUUAUUUUUUUAGAGUAUGUCAAAAACAUAUAGUGUUUGCUUUGUGAAAUACAUUUGCUUAGAGUUAUAAAAUAUACUGUGACUCAGAAAUUGUAAAGUCAGUUUGCGUUGUAAAAAUGAAUACUACCAGCAUGUCAAAAGAAAAAUAAUUUACAUUUGUAAUAUAAAGUAAAAUUGUAUUUAAUAUAUUUAUUGAAUUUUAAAUUUGCACUAACUUGAAAACUUUAAAGGUUAUACUAAUUUAAUGAUUAAUGUGGACCCAAAUACAUAAUUUGGCCAAAAAAGUCAUUAGAAUGGGUAAUGGUUUUGUGUGGUUUUCCUUCAAAAUGAUAAUAUUGAAGCAAGAACCAGCAUUUUAUAUUGAUAAUUUUUUUAAUAUUUCUACCCAGUUGAGGACAGUGGAAUAUAAGUAGAUAUAUUUAAAAUAUCUAGAUAUUUAAAAAGAAAGAAAAGGUUGUUUAUCCCAAUCUGAAUUCAUUCUCAGCAACAAGACAGAAAAGGUGGUUUGGGUUUUGCUUUUAAACAGUGUCCCCCUGUCUUUUUCAAUUUUUCCCUUGAAGCCUUUCUCUUGUUCUUCAGAGUACGCGCUGCAGGCUAUCUGCAGCAUCAGAAUGCCUGGGCAGGCUGUUGAAAGUAUGGAUUCCUGAGCCCAACCCUUAACUUAAUGAUUCCCUGUCUCUGGAGAUGCAACAUAGAAAUCUCUGUUUUUAUUAACAAGCGCCUCAGGCGAUUCUUAAGCAUACUGAAAUUUGAAAGCUUCUGGUCUGAACCUCAUGUAUUCACCUAGGGCUUUUGCUAGGUGGGAUACCAUGCCGAAAAAUUGAAUUAAUUGUAUGUUCUUAAAAUUGUUUUUCUUCUACUCCGCUGUCCUCUUCCCUCAAAAUCACUUUUCUAAAAGAACUCUAUGAAAAACUUAUUUGUAUCAUACCCAAAUUGAUAUAUUUGUCUGAACUCUGUUACAUAAAAAUUGGUAUGAUUCAUAUGUGGAAUCAGUUUUUGGACUGUGACCCAUGCAGUGUUGGGGGACAAGGAGUUGCUUCAGGAGUUAGUGCAGUGCGCCUCCAAGGGGCAGUGAGCCAUGGAGGCGCCUGCCUUCUCACUGCAGUCAAUGCAGCCACACUUGUGUAUACUGAGUGCUGCUUCAGAUCUCAGUAGAUAAAAUAAUUCCACAUUUAAAAUGAUUCUGCUAUUUUUUAUAAAGGGUUUGAAAGCCACUACUAUAAUGACUUUGUCACCUAAUUGAUUUUCUACUAAUUUUUACAUAUUCAGAAACUUCGUGUUUUUUUGGUGGACAGAAUAUUUUGGAGGUCUCCGUCGCUGUUUAGAAUGUGGCCACUUGGCUGUUUCACAGUUUUUAAAGCUAUUUUAUUGAAUAGUAAAGCAGUGAACUUAGCCUUUGUUCUUUGUGUUUCUAAUUUAAGCAUAUAGUCUAUUUAAUUUUUGAUAUGUAAAUACACAUCAAUACAUAUAUAUUUACCCAUGUGGCCCUGUGUAGUCAGUGCAUGAGGCUUGCAUAGCCCAGAAAGGUACAUUCCAGGGUUCUGGGGAAAGAAUUUUAAAAUGCCAUCCUCUAAUACAGACGUUUAUAAAACUUAAAUGAAAUGAUUGGGCUUAACCAUAUGCAAGAAAGUCUGCAGAAAAUAAAUCACCUAGAAACUAUAAAUAGAAAUGUGCUGCUGAGGCUGGGCACGGUGGCUCACACCUGUAAUCCCAGCACUUGGGGGGCUAAGGGAGGCGUAUCACCUGAGGUCAGGAGUUUGAGACAAGCCUGGUCAACAUGGUGAAACGCCGUCUCUACUAAAAAUACAAAAAAAAUUAGCCAGGUACAUUGGCACAUGCCUUUAAUCCCAGCUAAUCAGGAGGCUGAGGCACGAGAAUUGCUCGAACCCAGGCGGCAGAGCUUGCAGUGAGCGGAGAUCACAUGACUGCACUCCAGCCUGGGCAACAGAGCAAGACUCCAUCUCAAAAAAAAAAAGGCCGGGCGUGGUGGCUCACGCCUGUAAUCCCAGCACUUUGGGAGGCUGAGGCAGGUGGAUCACGAGGUCAGGAGAUCGAGACUAUCCUGGCUAACACGGUGACACCCCGCCUCUACUAAAAAUCCAAAAAUUUAGCCGGGCAUGGUGGCGGGCACCUGUAGUCCCAGCUACUCGGGAGGCUGAGGCAGGAGAAUGGCGUGAACCCGGGAGGCAGAGCUUGCAGGGAGGCGGAGCUUGCAGCGAGCCGAGAUAGUGCCACUGCAGUGGGGCCUGGGCCAAAGAGUGAGACUCCAUCUCAAAAAAAAAAAAAAAGAAAGAAAUGUGUUGCUGGUAUCAGAUAUCAGACCAAGAACACUUCAGUCUCUCUAAGGAUGCCCUGAGCUACCUCACUGUUAAAGGACGACAUCAACACAGAAUGCACUAAACAGGAAAUAAGCUGUAAUCUAGAGAAUUUCCAUUAUGUGUUACUUUUUGGUGACUAACAUGGAAUGUUGAAAAGGAAGAGCUGGAAAGCUCAGUUGUUUUCCUUGUUCCUCUGACAUUGUCCAGGCAAGAGGGCAUCCUGAUCAGAUGAGUAGAUUUGGCUGAGAAAAACCCUAGAGUAAGGCAGGCACUUUGUGGAGGUGGAUGAUGAUGGCUCAUAAAAACGUUUGUUCUCAGUCCAGUUCAGGGCUCUGCCAGCAGUCUUUCAGAUCUGAACUGCUUAAACAAACCCUACAGAUAAAUUGGCACUCUGAUUUGUAAUUCUGUUUGUACAAGUUUAGAGCAGCCUAGCUCGAGUCCUCAACCCCAGUCCUCUUAGAAGUGAACUGAUUGCACUGGAUCCCUAAACCCACAAUGUUGAGGACACAUGUGAUGACUCCACUUGCUCAGCCAGCUGGCCUCUUGCACUUUCCCCUGCCCACCACUUGUAACUACCACUUAAUUAUCUUGUGUUAAUUGCUUUUGUUGUGUUGGGUCUGUAUUUUUGUGGUCAGUGCCUGCAGGCAGAAAUGUGAAAGCAUUUGGUAUGUUGAAGAUACUUGCUUCUUUUUUAAUAAAAUUAAAAGUGCAGCACGUAAGUAUGAUACUGUGUAGUUUUUUGACACAACCAUGAGAUACAAUAAGCAGCUUUGACUUAGUGUCCCAAAAAGUGGUUCUUGGUCUACAGCAGGGCAAACAUAUAUGUGGCAAGUUCUGAUCACAUACUUUUAGACAGAAAGAAUAAAAAAUUCAUAUUGCAUGGCUUUUGUAGCCUAAGAGCACAGAAUCAUACACGUGUGUUAGGAGAAACAUUCAUUCUCACGCAUAUAAACUGGCUCCUGGCAGAGUAGAGCAGUAAGUGGGAUCAAAGGUGAAUUCACCUUAUUUUCAGUUGGUAGAGUAUGGAAAAAUGUAUCACUUAUUUGAAAUACCUGAAUGGAAACCCAGCCUCUACUACUGUAACUUAACACUUGUUCUUCCUGAGCCUCAAAUUUUCUUUCUCUGUAAGAAUGGGAAUUAAUGCCCACCUACGGGUUGCAAGUGCUUACAGGAGCUGGGCAAGCAACGAAGGUAAGAGUUGUAGAGACUUCGGUAAACUGGAGCACAUGAUUCCUGGGAAGCAGGCCUAGUGUAAACAAUUUAUUUUUCUAGAAAAGACAGAAGUUUAGAGUAUAUGAAAUCUAAUUUUUAAGUAUUGGUUGGCAACUAAUUGACUAUCGUCUACCAUAAGGUUAUAUGAUAAUUAUUAGGGCAGGAGAGUGAAUGCAUCUUAAUAUGCAUGGCAGAACUGUGUGUUUCCUUCCAUCUGGAUUUUCAUAAAGCUUUCUGAUUUAUCAGUAACGAUCUGAAAAAUGUACUGUGGCAUGUAACAUCUUUUAUUCAUUUUAUUAGGCAUUAGAGGAAGAAUAUUCUGUAGUCCUGCUUUAUUCUGCCAUCUUUACCUGGAAAUCCAUUUUUAUAAAAUUUUUGUAAUAAAAAUUCACUUGAUCA